GCUCCUUCCAAUCAGCGGAGAGCGACGACGACGUUGCGGAAGUGACGGCAGUUCCGUGUCCUGUGUGAGGGGCGGUGGGAGUGAUGAGUUCACUGAGACCCUGAUAGCCGUUGUGUGAAGAUGGAGUUUCCCGGAGGAAAUGACAAUUACCUGACGAUCACAGGGCCCUCGCACCCCUUCCUGUCCGGGGCCGAGACGUUCCACACACCAAGCCUGGGUGAUGAGGAAUUUGAAAUCCCACCUAUCUCCUUGGAUUCUGAUCCCUCAUUGGCUGUCUCAGAUGUCGUUGGCCACUUUGAUGACCUGGCAGACCCUUCCUCCUCUCAGGAUGGCAGCUUUUCAGCCCAGUAUGGGGUCCAGACGUUGGACAUGCCUGUGGGCAUGACCCAUGGCUUGAUGGAGCAGGGCGGGGGGCUCCUGAGUGGGGGCUUGACCAUGGACUUGGAUCAUUCUAUAGGAACUCAGUAUAGCGCCAACCCACCUGUUACAAUUGAUGUACCAAUGACAGACAUGACAUCUGGCUUGAUGGGGCAUAGCCAGUUGACCACCAUUGAUCAGUCAGAACUGAGUUCUCAACUUGGUCUGAGCUUAGGGGGUGGCACCAUCCUGCCACCUGCCCAGUCACCUGAGGAUCGUCUUUCAACCACCCCUUCACCUACAAGUUCACUUCAUGAGGAUGGUGUUGAGGAAUUCCGGAGGCAACCUCCCAGCCAGAAGACAGUUGUGGUGGAAGCAGGGAAAAAGCAGAAGGCUCCAAAGAAGAGAAAAAAGAAAGAUCCUAAUGAACCUCAAAAACCAGUUUCAGCAUAUGCUUUAUUCUUUCGUGACACACAGGCUGCCAUCAAGGGACAGAAUCCCAAUGCCACUUUUGGGGAGGUUUCAAAAAUUGUGGCUUCUAUGUGGGACAGUCUUGGAGAAGAGCAAAAACAGGUAUAUAAGAGGAAAACUGAAGCUGCCAAGAAAGAGUAUCUGAAGGCUCUGGCUGCUUAUAAAGACAAUCAAGAGUGUCAGGCCACUGUGGAAACUGUUGACAUGGACCCAGCGCCACCAUCACAGACUCCUUCUCCACCUCCUGUGGCUGCUGCUGACCCAGCGUCCCCAGCACCAGCCUCAACAGAGCCCCCUGCCCUGUCUCCUUCCAUUGUUGUCAAUUCAACUCUUUCAUCCUAUGUGGCAAACCAGGCAUCUUCUGGGGCUGGGGGUCAGCCCAAUAUUACCAAGUUGAUUAUUACCAAACAGAUGUUGCCCUCUUCUAUUACUAUGUCUCAAGGCGGGAUGGUUACUGUUAUCCCAGCCACAGUGGUGACCUCUCGGGGUCUCCAACUUGGCCAAACCAGUACAGCUACUAUCCAGCCCAGUCAACAAGCCCAGAUUGUCACUCGAUCGGUGUUGCAGGCAGCAGCAGCAGCAGCAGCUUCUAUGCAACUACCUCCACCCCGACUACAGCCCCCUCCACUACAGCAGAUGCCUCAACCCCCCACUCAGCAGCAAGUAACCAUUCUCCAACAGCCUCCCCCACUCCAGGCCAUGCAACAGCCUCCACCUCAGAAAUUUCGAAUCAACCUACAGCAACAGCCACCUCCACUGCAGGUCAAGAUUGUGCCUCCACCCACUCUGAAAAUGCAGACUACCUUAGUUCCACCACCUGUAGAAAGUAGUCCAGAGCAGCCUGUGAACAACAGCCCUGAGACCCAUACAGUGGAGGAAACCACUCCUGAGACAAUCUGUGAGAUGAUCACAGAUGUAGUCCCUGAGGUUGAGUCUCCUUCUCAAAUGGAUGUUGAAUUGGUGAGUGGGUCUCCCAUGACACUUUCACCCCAGCCUCGAUGUGUGAGGUCCGGCUGUGAAAACCCUCCCGUUGUGAGUAAGGACUGGGACAAUGAGUACUGCAGCAACGAGUGCGUGGUGAAGCACUGCAGGGAUGUCUUCUUGGCCUGGGUAGCCUCUAGAAACUCAAACACAGUGGUGUUUGUGAAAUAGUACUUCCUGUCCUCCAAGCCAGUGAAGACUUACUGCUGGGAACAUGUCCACCGAGCCUAUUUUAAAAAGACAAGCGAGGCUUCUGGUAGUGCCUGAUCUCAACCCAUGAUGAUCCUUUAUGUCUUUCACGUUUCUCCCCUUCUGUCGCUCUUCUACAGGGGCUAUGGAACAGGGCCACUGAGUUUGCUGCAAUCUGGAAUUGCAUUUUGCUUUCAAGUAAAAGCAGAGAUAUCAGUGAUAGUAACAGAGGAAAGGGUGAAGGGAAUAUAAACAAGUAGAACAUAGGGGUGAUGGCUGGGUGGGGGACUGUUUGAGGAAACUUGGUAUAAUUGUCAUAGGAUUUACCUAAAAGAUUAUUAAAAUGAUAGAGUACUCAGCUUUGAGCCUAGGGAAAAAACAUCACUAUGUGCAUCCCUUCUAAAGGGGCUAAAAGGUUGCAUUAAAGGUUACCUCUUAGAGAACUAUUACUAUCACAUCUGUACAUUAUUAGUUUGAGAACAAAGGUUUUCAACACAGGAAUAGCAAGCACACUGGACUGUAGAGAAAAUAACAUCACCUAGGAGCUUCUUAUUUCUCUGCAAUUAUAUUUCUGUACUCAACUUUCUGAUUGUAUCACAGUUUGAGUGUAAAAGGCAGAACUCUACUUCCUUAAUAUAAGAGGUUUCACCAAAGUUUAAAGAAAUUGUGUUCACUUGUGUUUGAUGAAAUUAUCUUUUAAAAUAGGCCCGAAGUGUUUUCACUUAUAUAGGCUAAAUCUCUGCAUACCCUAGGCACUUAUUUAAUGUAAGAUGUGCUUAUUUCAUUUUUCUUGGAAUUAAAUGAAUAAAAACUAGCAAAGCCACAGUUGUAACAGAAUAAGCAACUAUUUAAAACA
Dama dama (fallow deer) is the source of this 2854-nucleotide messenger RNA. It is a transcript of the gene TOX4, whose product is annotated as TOX high mobility group box family member 4. NCBI's taxonomy places the organism in Eukaryota, Metazoa, Chordata, Mammalia, Artiodactyla, Cervidae. The coding region runs from base 121 to 1980 and encodes 619 amino acids. The transcript is spliced from 9 exons. Gene Ontology annotation, cellular component: nucleus. Gene Ontology annotation, molecular function: chromatin DNA binding. Gene Ontology annotation, biological process: regulation of transcription by RNA polymerase II. The record is from RefSeq and is a predicted model, not a curated record.